CUCGCAAUUGACAACGAUUCCAGCAUGCCACCACGAAUACCCAUCCGGCCACGUGCCCUCCGCCUCGCCGUCUCCCGCCCCCUCUCCACAACAGCCACGGCGCACUACGCAUCGGUAGCAACAGCCUCGACGACGACGCCCGCACCUCCACUCCACAAUGUCCGCGCCGUGCCCCCAGUCCUGCGCUACCCACCGACGCAGCCGCCCUCGCACAAGCCCCCGGAAGUGCGCAAGACGCAGCUGCACCGCCAGUACCAGUCGCUGCUCAAGUCGUCGCCGCUGAUCCUGAUCUUCCAACACAACAACGUCAAGGCCGUCGAGCUGAUGAGCAUACGGCGCGAACUGGCCAUUGCCCUGCGCAAAGUCGACGCCGAGCGCGCCAAGAACGGCGACGCGGACGCCGCCCUGGCCGACGAGAUCAAGCUGCAGAUAAUCCAGACGGGCAUCUUCGCCUCGGCCCUGCGCAUCGUCGAGUUCUUCAACCCAGACGCCGACGACCUGGCCAGCGCCCAGCACCCCACCGACCCCCGCACGCAAUCCAGCGCCCAGAUCCCCAACCUGACCGCAGACGGAGAGUUCAAGCACGGCCUGUCCCGCCGCGCCUACGAGAUCGCAAACAACAAGAAACUCAAACUAGAGCUCGAGCCUCUGCUGUCUGGUCCCCUCGCCGUCGUCGCUUUCCCCUCCGUCACCCCCCAGUACCUCAAGACCGUGCUCUCCAUCCUCUCGCCCUCGUCCCCGGACUUCCCCGCCCCAAAACGCAGAGUCGUGCCUGACUACUACGAUCCCUCGGUGCAGACAGGGCUGCAGAAACUCAUGCUGCUGGGUGCGCGCGUCGAGGGCAAGGUGUUUGAUGUGGCAGGUACCAAGUGGGUUGGCGGUAUCGACGGGGGUAUUGAUGGCCUGCGAGCACAAGUUGUGCAUAUGCUGCAGGGUGUUGGGGGGAGUCUCACAAGUGCGCUUGAGGGCGCCAGCAGGAGUCUUUAUCUCACUGUUGAGGGGAGACGGAUGGAUAUGGAGGAGAAAGAGAAGCCUGCCGAGGAGACCAAGGACGAAAGUGCUUGAGAUGUGUAUAUGUAUAUGUAUGAUGAGACGUGCAGUUGCUGAUAGUAUAUGUAUAGAUAUCGUACGCAUGCCAGCAUCAUGCUAUUAUCAUGCAUUCUUUGGUACGAGUGCUAAGAUCGUGCCUCUAGCUAAACCCAUCCGAUGUCUUUCAAUUAGGUGAACGACGUGAUUUCUGUAAGAUAUCCCACAACACAAGCGCAGAGUGGCGCUUUCAACUUUGGUUAUACACUGCCGAGACGCUCGAGGCUGCGAGAAUAAUGACUUCGAUGGCACCUACCUGCCCAGUUCAAUCACAAGCGGCCCAAUCGUCAGUGCCUGUCUCGAAUGGAGACAAACACCACGCCGAAGACACAUCGCGACUCUGUUCCUCUCCACAAACAACGAGCUCCGAUGUUAUCCACGACUUCAUGAACAAUGGUCGGAAGCUAUUGGACCAUCCGAUCCCUCGCCAGCGU
Dothidotthia symphoricarpi CBS 119687 is the source of this 1520-nucleotide messenger RNA. RefSeq lists its product as uncharacterized. The transcript has a single exon. Gene Ontology annotation, cellular component: mitochondrial large ribosomal subunit. The record is from RefSeq and is a predicted model, not a curated record. The coding region runs from base 25 to 1065 and encodes 346 amino acids. Gene Ontology annotation, molecular function: structural constituent of ribosome. Lineage: Eukaryota; Fungi; Ascomycota; Dothideomycetes; Pleosporales; Dothidotthiaceae. Gene Ontology annotation, biological process: translation.